Molecule: messenger RNA, 468 nt
Organism: Sclerotinia sclerotiorum 1980 UF-70
Lineage: Eukaryota; Fungi; Ascomycota; Leotiomycetes; Helotiales; Sclerotiniaceae
Exons: 3
Coding region: 1-468 (155 amino acids)
Source: RefSeq, a predicted model, not a curated record
AUGCACCCACUCUGGAGGAGACGCCCAGAAUACUUGGAAUAUCCAGAAUACCAGAAUGCCAGAAUAUCACUAGCGAUUAAACGAUUGAACUCGGAUUUCCAAGCGCGAUGCAAGCGCCCACCCGAAAAGUCUUGGCGCGUCGCGUCGCAAUCUAACUCUGCCAUGUCAAGGUUUUCCCAUGUCAAUGUCCUUCCAUAUCCAUAUCCCACGUCCAUAUCCGAUAUUCCAUAUCCCUUGCUCGUUUCCAGAAAUCUUUUUUUCCUUCUUGUACGAAAACCUGUAAUGAUUCUUUCCCGAGAAGCAUUACGACUACUCAGUGUGAACUGCAAAUUGCAGUCGUUCAUUCAUACACGUCUACGUCAACUGCUGCAUCUCCUAGACCAUAGACAUGUUUCUAUACCCCCACCAUACGUUCUAGAGACUCAGAGACUCAAAGACUCAGAAACUACUUCGUCUCUAACUGCUUGA